This is a messenger RNA of Pelobates cultripes (western spadefoot toad), 766 nucleotides long. The record is from the annotation of a GenBank genome assembly. Lineage: Eukaryota; Metazoa; Chordata; Amphibia; Anura; Pelobatidae.
UCCACUCUCGAGCUCACUAUAGCAUACGCUGCGCUAAGAUGGUGGGCGCCGCGUGCUUCCUGGAUUCCAGCAACGAAGCAGUCACAGUCCUCUACAAAAUCAAUCGCAUAUUUGCUGACUUCUGGGCCAAACUACACCAACGUAUGUACCCUAAACAACAUACCCGGCUGCCAGGCUGAUUACCCAACCGGAAUCCACGUCAGACCACCGCGAUGCAGGAAGAUGUAACCUCUAGGGAAGUCCAACUGAGACAACAGGCACACUUACUCUGCCCUUCAACCGCAUCCUGCAACUCCGCAAGCCUGGGUCCUGGCGGACAACUCUUUGAAUCUCUCUCACUGAGGGAUCAGUUGGUAGGAUACCUCUGGGCACCAUGUGUCCUAACCCUCUCCUCACAAAAGGCAUCACCCCAGUCCCCAGAUACAACUCAGACGGGGUGUGGAUCUGUGCCCUUGGCUCAAGCGAGGCAGUACAUUCCUCUUGGAAGGUACAGGAUGAGCUGCACCACCUCACAAGCUACAGAAACCUUCUGUUAUGUCUCUCCUGAUUGUCUUUCAUAGUUUUGCUAUACCUGCUCAUUCACUCUUGAGAUUAUGGUAGUUGCUGGACUGCUACUAAAACAAAGAAGGGCCUCCCAGAUGGGCACAAGUACAACUAGGCUGCUCAGCUUGCUAUUUAUGUGCUAUGCUUGUGCAUUAGCUUCUAAACUGUCUAUGGCAUGUACUUGCCUUUAAAAGCCUGAUGUCUCUUUACUCACAAUGCCAUC